AUGGUUGUUGCAGAGUUCACAUUUUGCAAUUUGACCGUCUCUCAUGUUGUUUCGGAAUCAACUACUGUCAGCGAGAUUAUUAGUGUGGUGAAACAAUACUUUCCUUAUGUCCUUGAGGACCUCUUAUUUUUUGAUUACACUGUAGAUGGAAUUUCACAUGUCGUUAAUCACAAUUUGGAAUUGAUGUUUUUCAUUCACUACUGCAUCUCAAAAUGGAUUGAUGUGUGGAAGCUUAACAUCCAGUUUAAGAUUUGCGUUGAUUCUGUUCCUUCUUCUUCUUCUGUUGCUCCUUCUUCAUCAUCAUCAAGUUGUGUUUCAAACAACGAGGUGGCUGUUGUAGAAGACUUGACGAAUGAUUCAUUUUUUAUCAAAAGGGUCCCCAAGAAGUCAGAUGCUUGGGCCAACAUCUUAACCGGAGUAGGGAAAGUUUUUGAAAGUGUUAAAGAUUGUCGUUAUACUAUUAAGAAAUAUGAAGUUCAGAGUGGUUACAAAACUUUCAUACUUAAGAGUGACCAGAAACGAUACAAUGUGGAGUGUAAGAAUCAGGCAAGUGAUAAUUGUUUCUGGAGGUUUCAUGCCUCUCUCGUUGCCAAUACUAAAGGUGUGUUUAAGUGCAAGACGUUUCACGGAGAGCAUUCAUGUGAUUUAGCUCGUUCUGAUCCAUCAAAAGUCAGAAUGACGAAGUCUUUUCUGAAGGGUAUCUUAAUAGAUGAUUAUCGAGCAUCAAAGAAGAAGAAGACUGCAGCUGAUGUCAAAGAUCUGCUCCAUCUGGAAUAUGGUGUUGAUCUCACCGUCGUAAAGUUUGAGUAUGAUGGUGCAACAAAGCAGUUCCAAAAGUUUUUUGUUUCUUUCGAAGCUUCCAUUACUGGUUUCAAUAAUUACUGUCGUCCGAUGUUAUUUAUUGAUUAUACUUUUCUCACUGGAAAGUUUAAGGGUGGUCUUAUGGUUGCUUGCUGGAAAACUGGUAACCAAGAGAUCUAUCCAGCUGCAUUUGGAAUUGUACCUUGCAAAAAUUGUGAGAGUUGGGAAUGGUUCUUAACCAAUUUGAAGGGUAUUAUCAAUGAAGAUCGUCCACUGACCAUCAUAUCAGAUCGUGGAUCUGGUCUUUUGAAGCAUGUCCCUAUUAUCUUCCCAGACACUCACCAUUCCUAUUGUUUGUACCACAUGAAAGGGAAUAUUCCUGUUCCAAAGGGCAAGAGUAGGCAAACUGCUGUGAAGUUGUUUGAAGAGUGCUACACUACGUUAACAAAGGAGAAAUUUUAUGCUGCUGCAAAGACUAUGAGCAAUCUGAAGUUGGAUUCAGUUAUUGAUUGGAUGAUAAAGAUUUCAUUCCAGAACUGGGCUGCUCAUGCAUUUCUAGGAGAAAGAUUUGGUGAGAACACAUUGAACAUUGCUGAGAGUUUUAACAAUGUGAUUAAGCAUGAUAAGCGGCUUCCAGCACUUGAGCAGAACUAUAAGAGUUUAGUGGAAUCUAGUAAGUGGACUGCAAAGCUUACUCCUCGGAUGCAGGCUAGGCUCAACAAGAGAGUGACUGACUGCCGUUUUUACAAGUUCCGAAGAUAA
Molecule: messenger RNA, 1563 nt
Organism: Papaver somniferum (opium poppy)
Lineage: Eukaryota; Viridiplantae; Streptophyta; Magnoliopsida; Ranunculales; Papaveraceae
Exons: 3
Coding region: 1-1563 (520 amino acids)
Source: RefSeq, a predicted model, not a curated record